Molecule: messenger RNA, 3698 nt
Organism: Anopheles maculipalpis
Lineage: Eukaryota; Metazoa; Arthropoda; Insecta; Diptera; Culicidae
Exons: 14
Coding region: 1-3597 (1198 amino acids)
Cellular component (GO): plasma membrane
Molecular function (GO): protein binding
Source: RefSeq, a predicted model, not a curated record
AUGAUAAUGAAAGCAAUACACUACUCGCUGCUGGCAGCAUUGGCCCUGAAACUGUUGGGUGUGUGCUAUGGGUGCAAAAUUUCCGAAUACCCGUGCAAGGGAGGUGCCAGCUGUGUGCCGCUGGAUAAAUACUGUGAUGGACGUGAUGAUUGCGGUGAUGGCAGUGAUGAGCCAAAAAUGUGUACAGUGUGCAAUCGGACGUACUACGGUGAUAUAGGGCGAACGUACACACUCACGGUACCGCCACCGCAGUGGAACCGGCUGCCAUUUCUCUGCCAUCUUACGUUUACCGCUUCCGGUCACGAACAGGGUGACAUCGUGCAGAUCAUUUUCGACAAAUUUACCGUCGGACGGUUCGACGAAGGUCUCAUCGAUCCGGAUAUGGAUUCGAGCGAUGCAAGCCUUACGAGCGGAGGCGAUCUGCCCGGCUGUCCGGAAGGGUUCAUGCAGCUCAGCGAAUUGGGACGCCCAUUCACCGGUGGAUCCUGGUGCGGGAAGGCUUCCGGUCAUCAGCUGUACUUCAGCGAAACAUCUACGGUGACAGCAUCUGUCAAGGUCUUUCAUGCACCGAUGCAGGCGGGCACGCCGUUUGAAUUUCGCAUCCGGUACAAAUUCAUAAGUCAAUCAGAGGCUAUUGUCAGGUACGGUGCACCGAGCGAACUGCUCGAGCUAGGACGUGUCACGCCGGGCACAUACUGCACCCGACAGUACGAUGAAUGUUACCGGAAAAAGUGUCGCCUUCAGAGUCCAAACUAUCCCGGCAUGUACCCGCGAAACGUCACCUGUUACUGGACCAUCCGGCAGAAGGUGGUGCCGACCUGCAAGCAUGCGAUGGUAGCAAUAAGCCAAGAAAACGAACACAAAGCACUCGUGAAGCGCUCUAUUGCCAGCCUAAACAAAACCUCACGGGCGGUACGGGCCUGGUCGGACUGCACCGGCGAGCGGGAUCAUCUGAUCUUUUACGACGGUAGCAGCACCAACGAUCCAGUGCUGGCCAAGUACUGCGGCGGCGACUGGUUACCUCGCGUCGUUUCGCGUGGUCCGGAAAUGCUGAUCGCGUUCCAUUCCAGUCCAUUCUCAGCACCGCUCCAGUCCGGACAAUCGAAUCGUGGUUUCGAGCUGGACGUGGACAUUCUGUUUGCCGAUUCCGACUCGUACGACUUUGCCCAGGGCAGCAAGUGUGAGUUUCACAUCAACGCCUCCAACCCAGAUGAAGUGCUUUUGUCGCGCCGUGGCAGGAUGGGCCAUCUGCUGAGUCCGCGUCAUACGCUCGCGCCAAACACGACCUGCACGUACUACUUUCACGGGAUGCCGACGGAUUUGAUUUGGAUUUCGUUCACUCACUAUCAUCUGCAGAUACUGCAGCCGAGCAGUAGCGGAAGCGAUAACUCCACCAUCGGAAGGAACGAAUCUCCCUUGCCGUGGAUUACGCGAACACGCAUUUGGGACAGUGCGGGUACAUUCGUCCCAGUGCGUACGACUUCACCGGCAACUAUUCUAUCGUCCCCGGGAGGUCCUUCAACCACUGCGUACGGUUCGACGCUUGGAGUGGGAGGUGUUGGCGGUUCUUCAUCGCUGCCGGGGCUUACCACUACGACGGCACUUUACCAGCAGCUCAUGAAUCGUACCGUGAACAGUUACUACACCGGCGUCAAUCAGAAUGGCAAAAGUCUCAAGAUCAACGUGGAUAACGUGUGGAAUCCGGUGGAUCAGUAUAUCUACGGACCAACGGUGAACAGUAUCUUCAACCAGCCACCACCAACGGCUCCAAGCGAGGGCUCGGGCCGUGGACGAGGCUCUGGGUAUGGAUCGUCCGGACAGGAUAAAUACUCCAAGCACAAGAGCAAAUCCGAAAUGGGAUCGGGCAAUUAUGUACAGUCGGUGCGUCAUGGUAAGGACUCGUCGGGAAGCUCCGGUUACGAUCUCGCUAAAGAUCAUGGCCGGAAGGACCGACAACCGUCGUCCAAAUCUGCGUACGGUUCCCGUCGCCUGAUGGCGGAAUUCUUCGACAAUGAGGCACCAAAGCUGUGCGACCACAUGACACUCGAAAGCAAGGGCCAUCGGAUGAGACCGUGUACACCGUUGGAAAGCUACGUUAGCACUGGACGAGAUUUGAAAAUUGAAUUCCACACCAUGACCGGUACGUCACUGUUUCCGUCGAGCUUUGGCAUCAACUACGAGUUUGUGGACACAGAGCUGGGCGGUGAACCAUACCUAGGCGAACAGAAGAAACCAAGAGAUCCACAGGAAGAUCUCACCCAAGCCGCAGAUCCUUCUCUUCCGAUACUCUGUUCGCGUGUGUUCCGAAAGCGCAAAGGAGACUUCCAGGCACCGCGGAACGUUUUCCUGCAUGGUCGUGGUGGUGCAAAGAACAUUUCCUGUCUCUACCGAUUUGAAGCUUCCGUUGGGGAACGGGUUCGCGUUGAGUUGUUUAAUGUGUCGUUCGGCGAGUUUGCGACCUGCGUCACGGAGAGUGAUGGACACACGGGACGAGCUCGUUGCAGUCCGUCCGAAAACGAUCCCGAAAGUCGGAUCGGUGAGCUUCGCAUCUACGACGUACCGUACCCGGAUGCACGCAUCCCGAUGGGUUGCUUCUGUGACAAUACGAGCAGCACCUACAACGCACCACUCACGUUUAUCUCGAACUCACGCACACUGGAAUUGACGUUCAUCGUAACUAGGUUAAACAUUUCCGAAGAUUUUGCGGACGUUUACUUCCACGCGGCGUACGACUUUAUACGGGUGCCCGAGUGCCGCCGGAGGUUGCGGUUACGCGGUUCGGGCGGUGAGGAUGAGAUGAGCUUUCCGCUCCGUUCGCACGAAGCGAGCUGUGACGGUUUGCCGUGGUACAUCGAGGCACAGCAGCAGGAUCGCAGCCUGUUUGUGCGCACGUGGGGCAGCUUUCUGCCAGUGGAACCGACGGCAGACGACUUUUCCAAGUGCAAUACGCGCAACCGGCUGAUCGUGUACAGCGGUGUGCCGUUGAAGGUGAUGCGUGUGAUUUGUCCUUCACCACCGUCCAGUCGAUCGGCUGCGCUGCACAUCUUCAGCGAGGAUUGGUUGAGCAAUCAGCCGUUUCUGACGUUUGACAGGCCGGUAAGCAUGGUACUGGAACCGAUACACAAGGAACCGGGCAGUAUAGGGUUCUCCUGGCUCGAAAUUCAACGGACAAAAGCGUCACUCAUCCAGCAGCUCGAUCUUCAGUCAAACUUCACCACCAAUGACACGUUGGUUGAGUUUGGACUCUAUCCACGCGAGACAGAGUGCGAGUAUCGGUGUCCAGAGCUUGAUGCUUGCAUCGGCAGUGCUCUCUGGUGUGAUGGUCGUCCCAACUGUCCGUCCGGGUACGAUGAAAGCGAGCAGGAGUGUGGCAGUCGUCUAAUCGAGCUGCCCGGCGGCAUUUAUGCCGCGUUCGGCUGCGUUGCUGCGGCCAUUUCCGCCUGUCUCAUAUUCUGUCUGCUCGUGAUGGUGAAAAAACGUCGCAAAGCGAACGAAAAGCUCAAACCAACGGUAGGUACUGGGGCCGCCUCGCUUAACGGCACCCUGUCGAAGAAGGACUACAAGAAGGAGCCACUGUUCUUCGAUCCGGACUCCUGACACGGGCUGCAACCGGUCGAAUACAUCCACGUCGACCGGGAAACGACCGUGUGACAUGCUGUCUACCUGGAUAUGGAUGAUCUGGCGUACUGCUAGAUCGC